Setaria italica (foxtail millet) is the source of this 1860-nucleotide messenger RNA. RefSeq lists its product as uncharacterized. The record is from RefSeq and is a predicted model, not a curated record. NCBI's taxonomy places the organism in Eukaryota, Viridiplantae, Streptophyta, Magnoliopsida, Poales, Poaceae. The transcript has 3 exons. Bases 103 to 1449 code for a protein of 448 amino acids.
CGCCGUUGCUUCUUGAUCAGCUCAGCCUCAGUCGCGACUCCGAUCCUUCCCUGACCGGCCGACCCACCACACCAGUGUCCCCCCGCACCGCACGCACGCACCAUGUCGUGGCUCGCGCGCUCCAUCGCGGCCACCCUCUCCUCGCCGCGCGGGGAGCCCGACUCCGACGCCGACGAGCCGGAGUCCGAGCACGCCUCCGCCGCCGGGAGCGGGGCGGGGCCGGUGGAGGAGGAGUCCUCGCCGCGCGGCGGCGGCCCUGACCCGGGGGCCCCCGGCGCGGAGGAGCCCGAGCAGCCCGGCACGCCGAGCCGCGGCGUCAAGGACGACAUCUCCGAGCUCACCGAGACCCUCACCCGCCGCCUCUGGGGCGUCGCGUCGUUCCUCGCGCCGCCCCCGACGCCGCCGGAGGCCUCGACCCCGCGCGCCGGCGCCGCGGCUCCGGCGGAGGGGGGAGAGGAUGAUGAGGUCGGGGACGGGGAGGAGGCCGCGGCGCUGUCCCCGCGGAUCGCCGGGAUCCGGAGCGACCUGGCGGAGAUCGGCGGGAGGGUGAGGAGCGGCUUCUCGAUGCUGCAGAACAACCUGGCCGUCGCCGAGAUCUCCAAGAUCGCCUCGUCGCUCCUGCCGUUCGGGCAGGGGGAGGCCAACGAGGGGGAGCCCGUGCCCGGCGUCACCGAGGAGGUGGUGGUGUUCGUUAGGCACAUCUCCACGCGGCCGGAGACAUGGCUCGAUUUCCCCCUCUUCAUCAGCGAGCGCUACGCCGAUGAUUUUGAACUGUCGGAUGCUCAAUAUGUGCACGCAUUAUCUGUAGAGCACCUUGUCCUAGGCUUAUCAGAUUUAAAGGUUCAGAUUUGCUCUACUGAUAUGACUGAAGCAUGUUUCUGGAAGAUCUACUUUGUUCUUUUGCACUCAAAACUCAGUAAGCAAGAUGCUGAGCUUCUUUCAACUCCACAGAUCCUAGAAGCAAGGGAGCAAUUAUUGCAAAGUUUACAGGCUCAGAAUAAGAGGGUAUCCAAGUUUACUGGUGAAACAUCAGAGAACACGAAUGUAUCCACUGCUCCUGCUGAGGAGAAGGUGAUUCAACCUUCAAGCAUCCAAGAUAAAGCUGGUACAUCAGAGAUUUCAUCGUUUGAGGAACCCACUUCAGAUAUCACGCCAGAAAUCGAGUCUGAAAAAUUCCCGAUUUCAACCACUGAAGUGGAAAUAGUUGACAAGUCAGUGAUUGAGGAAGAGCUGGCAGUGAAAAACGAGGGCAAGACUCCACCCGUCCAGUCCAAGCUUCGCUUUGAAAUUGACGAAGAUGAAGUUGACGAGUGGCCUGAUGAUGAUCCUACCGAAGAGGAGGUCGGUGCGGCAGGCAGCAGAACUUCAUUAGGGCGGGAGGAAGACGUGUCCUUCAGUGACCUGGAAGAUGACGAGGACGAGGAUGCGAAUAAAAGGCAUGGGCAGUAGCCAAGUGGACCAGGUUAGCUAAAAAAUCUGGUCCUGGUGCGCAAUCAUCUCUCUGAUCCGACACUCCCGCAACCACAUGCUGGAGUAGGGCCGGGAUCACAUCCAAUCCAAGGAUCAUUGCUUUGUUAUUAUUAGAGCCCGGAAGUAAUGAAUCCAAGGAGUAGCCCGGUCUCGGAUACCCUAGAUGCGGGAUCGUAAUGAUAAGCGUCGUCUGUCAAUGCAGCUCGUGUUAGUGUUUGACGGCGAGCAGUGCGUCUGUAUUAUUUGAGCCCCCGUUCUCUGUAGCCUGUACAUAGAGAGCUCCCCCUUUGGGCCUUGUGUAGACCUACCCGCUUUGCCCAUCUGAAUCUCGUUGCUCCUCCGGUCCGUUUCAUGCAAUGCAAUAAUUGAGAUCUGAAUCUUUGAUCCUGA